Molecule: messenger RNA, 795 nt
Organism: Ramularia collo-cygni
Lineage: Eukaryota; Fungi; Ascomycota; Dothideomycetes; Mycosphaerellales; Mycosphaerellaceae
Exons: 6
Coding region: 1-795 (264 amino acids)
Biological process (GO): NADH dehydrogenase complex assembly
Source: RefSeq, a predicted model, not a curated record
AUGGCACAGACGUUUGACAGCAAGCAUUUGGUCCUUUUCGGGGCAGACAAGGGCUGGCACUCUGGCGACUGGACUGCAUCCGACGAUCGUGUUCGGGGCGGUAAAUCCCAGUCAUAUCUUGAAAUCAACGAGAAGACCGCUCGAUUUCAUGGAACGCUUGAUAUCAAGACCCUAGGUGGCGCUGGCUUUGCGAGCCAGCGAACCACUGGGAACGACCGCGAAUGGGACCUUUCCGAGUAUGCGGGCAUUCAAAUCAACACAUCAAAGGGAGACAAGAAACGAUACACCCUGAAUUUGAAGGACACAUUGCUGCCUCCAGAUCCAGACACAGGCCGUGAGCAAUCGACAGUCACCUAUGAAUGCGACUUCGAGCUUCCCUCGCAAGCAGAGCCAGGCCAUGCCUACGACCGCUCCAUUUUCAUCCCCUUUUCAAGCUUCAAUGCAACCUACCGUGGCAGGCUGAAGGACGAUGCGAAACCGAUCAAUUUGAAGAAGGUCAAGCAAAUCAGUGUCAUGAUGAGAAGCUUCUUCGGCACUCAGGAGGGGGAGUUUUCUCUUACGCUGCGAUCCAUCUGUGCGCUUUCAAAAGUACCAUCGGUGGACGCAGAGACCACCAUCAUCGAUCACAGCGUCCUGGAGAAGGGCGACGCGGAUGUGGAAUCCAAUGUCGCAGAUGAAGUUCUUCCUUCGAUGCCACCUUCGCGAAAGGUUGCGUAUUUCCUGCUCGGGGUCGUUUCCCUGUUUGCGGUAUUCCCACUGCUGUUUCCAAUGUCUUGCGGAAUGCAUUCGGGAUGA